AUGCCUCAUUUUACGCCCAACACAGACGCUCCAUCGGAGUGGAACGCGUCGGACCAGGCCAUUGCCAUCAUCGGCAGCGGUUGUCGCUUUCCCGGUGGUGCUCAAUCGCCUUCGAAACUCUGGGACCUGUUGGUCAAUCCUCGAGAUGUUUCCUCCCCAUUGCCGCCGUCAAGAUUCCAGGCGCAGGGCUUUUAUCACCAAGACUCCGCGCAUCAUGGCCACACAAAUGUCAAAGAUCUCCAUGGCUACUUUCUCGCAGAAGAAGGCGUCGAACGGCAAUUCGAUGCGAAUUUUUUUGGCAUCAACAAUGCCGAAGCCAAUGUGCUGGACCCCCAGAUGCGUCUCCUGCUCGAAGUGACGUAUGAAGCAAUGGAGAAUGCGGGGAUCACGAUCGAGUCGCUGCAGGGAACAGAGACGGGGUGUUAUGUUGGUCUCAUGAGUGGCGAGUACGAAUCGGCAAUGUUGAAAGACCCCGAGACGAUUGGAACAUACCAUGCCACGGGAACUGCACGAAGCUUCAUGUCGAACCGAUUAUCAUAUUUCUUUGACUGGCACGGACCGUCGAUGACGAUUGAUACGGCCUGUAGUUCCAGUCUGGUGGCCGUUCAUCAAGCCGUACAAUUGCUACGAUCCAAACAAUCCAACAUUGCUGUUGCAGCAGGGGCCAACAUGAUCCUGGAUUCUAGCAAUUACAUUAGCGAGAGCAAGCUUCAAAUGCUGUCCCCGAAUGGUCGAUCGAGGAUGUGGGAUUCGAAGGCGGAUGGCUAUGCGCGUGGCGAAGGUGUCUGUACGUUGAUUAUGAAGAGACUUGCGGACGCGGUGGCCGAUGGAGACUACGUGGAGUGUGUCAUUCGAGAGACCGGGUGCAACUCCGACGGCCGCACCAAUGGAAUCACCCGGCCAUCAGCAAGUGCACAAGCUGCGCUGAUUCGAGCAACAUAUGCAAGAGCCGGGCUGAACCCAUCAUCGGUUGAUGAUCGACCGCAAUACUUUGAAGCACACGGCACUGGCACAGGCAUCGGAGAUCCUACAGAGGCAGAGGCCAUCCACUCCGCCUUCUUUGGCGAUUCGAGUGCUGAUCAAGGUCAACUCCAGAUCGGCAGUAUCAAGACUGUGUGCGGGCACACUGAAGGUACUGCUGGCGUAGCGGGCGUACUGAAGGCCUCUUUGGCGUUGCAAAACGGUGUCGUGCCCCCGAAUCUGCUCUUCGAAUCACUGAACCCCAGUCUCAAGCCAUUCGUGGAUCACUUGCAUCUCGCCACGACUUCCUCCCCAUGGCCAGCUACAGGGAAGGGAGAACCACGACGUGCAAGUGUGAACAGCUUCGGGUUCGGCGGCACCAACGCUCACGCCAUCCUGGAGUCCUUCGACAAUCAUAAUGAAACGACAGAAUCAGGGACUUCAGCGCCGGUCUUUACGCCCUUUGUUUUUUCCGCUGCAACGCCGAAGGCGUUGCGAAACUACUUGCAAUCCUUCAUUGAUUAUCUCGAACGCAAUGCGGAGACUGUGCGAAUUCGAGACCUUUCGUAUACAUUGCACAGCCGUAGAAGUCGUUUAUCACACGCGGUAUCCGUUGUUGCAGCGGACAGCCUCGAGCUUCUGGCGAAGUUGAAGGACAUUCUUCGAACUUCUGAAGCUGAGAAGAAGCCCAUCGGCGUCCGGACCGCACGCAUCUCGGAGGGCAGCUCUGAUGUUCUGGCAAUCUUCACUGGCCAGGGUGCUCAAUGGGCAACCAUGGGGGCCGAGCUGCUCACCGGUUCCGAGAUGGCGUCGAACAUCAUAGCACGGCUAGAAAAGCGGCUAGCUCAACUUCCGGAAUCCCAUCGUCCUGAAUGGUCGCUGAGAGGAGAGCUAUUGAAGGCUGCUGAUGACUCUCGGGUCAAUGAGGCACGAUUUUCUCAGCCACUAUGCACGGCCAUUCAGAUACUCUUGAUUGAGAUUGCCCGCUCGGCUGGUCUGAAGCUGGGCGCCGUAGUAGGCCACUCAUCCGGCGAGAUGGCCACUGCCUACGCUGCUGGCGUCAUUUCAGCAGAGGAUGCGAUCUGCAUCGCGUACUACCGUGGUUUGUUCACCAAGCUUGCAGGAAGCAGCAAUGGGCAACCAGGAGCGAUGAUGGCAGUAGAUACAUCGGCCGAGGAUGCGUCGGAAGUGCUAGAAUCCGGUCAAUACCAGAACCGGGUCACCAUUGCCGCGAUUAACUCUUCCUCGAGUGUGACGCUCUCGGGAGACCUGGACGCGAUUGAGGAGCUUCGUGAGCUUUUUGAGGACGAAGAGAUUUUUGUGCGUGUGCUCAUGGUGGAGAGAGCAUAUCAUUCGCAUCACAUGGUACCUGCUGCAGACAAGUUGCUUCAAGCUCUUGUGGACCUCGACAUUAAGGUGAAUGCGAAUCCAUUGAGCAAACACAUCUGGAUAUCGAGCGUCACAGGCCAACGGGUCACCGAAAAGAACAGCGAUCGGCUGAAAGCGGCGUAUUGGGUCGACAAUCUUCUCAGUCCCGUGUUGUUCGUGCAAGCGCUGAAGGAAGCAGUCAAGAUAAUUGGCACUCCUGCUGCUGCACUGGAAAUUGGGCCGCAUCCCGCUCUACGACGUCCUGCAGAACAAACCCUCCGCGAAGAAUGUAUGCGAGGAGAAGAAAUCACAUACACAUCACUAUUGAAGAGAUCUUCUUCCGCAAUCGCCUCAGUCGCUGGCGGUCUGGGGCAUCUAUUGCUUUACAUGCCCCCUUCUGGUCUGGACUUGCAAGCUUACGAGCGUUUCAUAUCCGGUGGGAGUUCCUUGAGAUUCGAGAGGACUACUCCUGGCUAUGUGUGGGACCAUGAUACGAAUUAUUGGCAUGAUUCCCGAAGCACGCGAGCAUAUCUCCAGCGAGCUCCCGAGCACGAGCUGCUUGGACAUCUCCAUGAGGCUGCAGACGGUGUCCGGCAGUGGCGCCAGAUCCUAAGUGCUAAAGAGAUUUCAUGGCUCGGUGGACAUCGUCUGCAAGGUCAAAUUGUCUUUCCCGCUGCAGGAUAUGUGGCACUCGCCAUCGAAGCUGCGAGAGAGUACGUCCGGAGCCUGGAAGAUGCUUCCCCGGUCGCCCUGUUCGAGGUGCACGAUAUUGAUAUCAGCCAGGCCAUGACAUUCAACAGUGAUGAUGCCAAAGUCGAGGCAUUGUUUCGACUGUACAACAUCACGCACCGUGAUGAUAGCGUGACGGCAGACUUCCAGUAUGUGGGAGCAGCCGUGACUGCCGCCUCAUCGCCGGGGCUCGUCGAUCUCCCCCUUCGAACACUUGCUACAGGCUCUGUCGCAAUCACACUAGGAGAGCCCAACCCUGCUUCGCUGCCGCCUCGAGGCCCGGCUCCAGAGAACACUCUUCCGGUCCGAACGGAGGAUCUAUAUCAGAGUCUCCAGCGCAUGGAAUAUCAAUAUACCGGGCCCUUCUACGCUCUCCAAGGACUCGAGCGACGUCUGGGGGCGGUCAGAGGACAAGUCAAGUGUCCGGAUGAUCCGGAGUCGACACUAAUGAUUCAUCCAGCCAUGUUGGACGCCGCAUUUCAGUCCGUGCUCCUGGCACAAGCAGCUCCAUAUGAUGGCACGCUCUGGUCACUUCAUGUUCCACGAACAAUCAAGCGCAUCACAGUCAAUCCUGCUCUCUGCCAGCCCGCAUUGACCAAGGGAAAGAUGUUGGAGCUCGACGCGUGCCAACCGGUACAGAAAGGCAAAUUUGAAGGUGACGUCGACGUGUACCUGCCAUCCAGCAAGGGGCAGCAGCAUGCAAUUUGUCAAGUUGAAGGCCUCGAUUGUAUUCCCUUUGCUCCGGCAUCUGCCAAAGACGACAAAAAGAUCCUGUCGGUGGUGGAAUGGGGCCCCGCGUAUCCGGAUGCCGCGGUUGCAUCGCAAGAUCUGAGCCCCACGCAGGAGGAAGUGCAAUUGGGUCAGCUGCUGGAGAGGCUUUCGCAAUUUUACAUGCAGAACAUGUGUCGAGCGAUACCUCCGGGAGAUGCUCGACGCGAUAGCAGCCCGAUUGCAGGCAUUUUCGGGUUUGCUAGUCAUAUUGACUCGCUCAUCCGAUCCGGGGACAGGAAGUUUUGGAAAGCGGAGUGGCAUGAGGACACCUUCGAGACGAUCGCGGAAGCCAUUGCACCCUUCCAAGACAAUGUCGACAUUCGGCUCCUUCAGCGGAUCGGCGAGAAUUUGAUCCGAAUCGCCAGCGGAGAGGUGGGGGCCAUUGAAAUUGCCAUGGAGGACCACUUGCUGAACGAAGUGUACGUGGCCAGUCUGGGACUGAAGGAGGUCACGCAUUUUGUGGCCAAGGUGGUGCAUCAAAUCACGCACCGCUAUCCCCACUUGAAUGUACUGGAAGUCGGCGGAGGGACAGCGGGAUGCACCAAGGCCAUUUUCCGGCUGACGGAUGAGUUUGCCUCGUACACCUUCUCUGAUGUGUCCUCGGCAUUCUUCCCGACGGCGCAACAGGUGUUUGCCGAUCAGGCAUCGAAGUUCAAGUAUCAGGUGUUCGACGUCGGCAAGGACCCGGUGGAGCAGGGACUGCAGGCCGACAGCUACGAUGUCAUUGUUGCCUCGAUGGUGCUGCACGUCACCCGCGACCUGGCCGAGACGAUGCGGAACAUCCGGCGCUUGUUGAAGCCGGGCGGGUACCUGAUUAUACAGGAAGGCUUCAGCAACAAUGUCGGACGCAGUGGCGCCAUCUUCGGCGCCUUCCACGACUGGUGGCUGGGACGGGACGACGGCCGUACUCUGGGGCCGUUGGUGUCCGUUGCCGAAUGGGACGCCGUGUUGCGCCAGACCGGCUUCUCGGGCGUCGACACGUGCUCGUCCACCGACCAUCCCUUCUCGCAUCCCACCGCCGUCUUUGUCAGCCAGGCCGUCGACGAGCGGGUGGCGCAUCUACGGGAGCCCCUGACCGUUCCGCUGCCAUCCUCGCUUCCGCCGCCCAGUGACGAGCUCGUGCUCAUCGGCGGCAAGACCCCGCGGACCCAGAAUCUUCUCGCCGCUCUCGUCCCGAUGCUCGAGCACCCCUUUCCACGUGUGACCACAUUCGCAUCCUUCUCGGAUCUGAUCACUGCGCCCGGCCGUUCCGACAUCUCAUCCUCGACUUCUAUCUUGACUCUCUCCGAGCUGGACCAGCCACUGCUGCAGGUCGUCGACCAAUCCGAAUUUGAUGCAAUCAAAGCAGUCUUGUGCAGUCUCGGGUCCAUCUUCUGGGUGACACAUGGCAGACGGGCGUCAAAUCCGUUCACCAACAUGACCGUGGGAAUGCUGCGUGGGGUGCUGUGUGAAGUGCCGACACUGACUUUACAGUUUCUGGAUUUUGAACAUGAUGCAUCGCUCACCCCGCACGCCAUUGCCACCGCAGCACUCCGCUUCCGUGCACAGCUCGCUAUUGCCAAUCGCCGAGAAGGUGGAAAGCCGAUAUUCGGGAAUCUGGAGCGCGAACUCGUCCAAGAUGCCCGCGGCGAGAUGCUCAUCCCUCGCCUCGUGCCGAGCAAGGACAUGAACGAUCGUUACAACUCAUCCCGACGCGCCCUGUACCGAGACAUGCCGCUCGAUCCCAAUGGUGCUAGCCACACCAUCGCUCUGAAAUUCCAGCCCGCCACCUCGACAUAUCGCUUCGAGGAUGAGCCGAUCGUUGCUUCCCAGCUACCUUGGGCCGUCCCGCUCAGCUCCUUGCUUUCCGCACUUCGCUGGACUGAUGAGUGUAGCCACGCCUAUCUCAGUCUCGCAAGGGCUGCUGAUACAGGAGCAUUGCAGCUUGUUCUCUCAUCCCGACUAGGGCCUAGGAUUCAAGUGCUGCACAGUGUUGCCAUGCAGACGGUAAUCCCACCUGCUUCUCACGCUCGAUUCCUGGUUCUUGUUGCAGAAUCUCUCAUCUGCGCGCGCAUCCUAGACACCGUCUCUAAUGGAAGCUAUGUGGUCAUGUUGAACCCUGAGCCCUCCUUCGCGACAACCCUGCGAGAGUUGGCAGAGCAUCGCAACGUCCAGUGCACUCUGAUCGAGACGACAUCAUCGAACGAUGGUUCUACAGACAUAACACGGAUUCGUGUCAACCCCAGAUCUCCCGAUCGCCUUUUGGAUGCUCUUCUUCCAUCCGACAAGGCAUUAUUUGUCAAUUGCGAAAGACAUGCCGGACCGUCGAAGAUCGCCGCUCGUAUCAUGACACUGCGAGCGCACUACCAGAUUGCAGCGUUGAACGACUACUACUCAGAAUCGACCUUCAGUGUCGACGAUAUGGGACAUCUGAGUUCCCCGCACAAACUCAUCGAUGCAGUCCGAUUUGCCUCGCGCCAUUGCAGCACGGCAACCUCCAUACCAGAUGUUCCCAUCGUACCUGCCAGUGAGCUUGCAUUGAACGAGGAAGCCACCCCCAUUGACGCAAGAAGAUCUGUUGUCGCGUGGAGUCCCAGCCCCAACGUCCCGGUCAAGGUACGCAGGGUCGAGGAUAGCGUCCAGUUUUCUGGUGACAAGACUUACUGGCUUGCGGGACUCAGCGGAGGUCUGGGACUUUCGCUGUGCGAAUGGAUGAUCGCUCAUGGUGCAAUGCACAUCGUCAUCACCAGCAGAGCUCCCCGAAUCGCGAGGUCAUGGGUGGAAUCGAUGUCAACACGGGGAGCCCAGGUGGUCGUGCUUCCUUGCGACUUGACCAGCAAAGAACAGUCGUCUUCCAUUUACGACCGGAUUCGCUCAUCCAUGCCACCUCUGGGAGGCGUCGCCCAAGGAGCUAUGGUGCUCCAGGAUACGGGAUUCCAGGACAUGAGCUCGAAUAUUAUGGAGAAGGUCUUGAGACCCAAAGUGGUCGGCAGCAUCAAUUUGGAUAACCUGACGCAAGCUCUUGAUCUGGAAUUCUUUGUCUUCUUCUCAUCGGCCACCGCUAUUAUUGGCAACGCGGGACAGUCCAACUACUCGGCUGCGAAUAUGUUCAUGACCAGUCUCGCGGAGCAGAAAAGACAACGCGGACAAGCAGCCUCCGUCAUCCACAUUGGUCCCAUUCUGGGCGUGGGAUACGUCACUCAGCAAGGCGAGGCGGUGCGAGACAUCUUUGCUCGGCAGGGCGAAUACACGUUCAUGUCGGAGAGCGAUUUCCACCAACUCUUUGCAGAAGCUGUGGUGGCGGGCAGACCACAAUCACAGGAGCGACAGCCGCUGGAGAUUUGCAUGGGCAUCGCCAAGCUCGAGGAAAAGCCGGCCAAAGAGUUGGCAUGGUAUGUCAACCCGCUCUCGACACACAUGACGGGCAAUAUUACGGCCGAAAUUGCAUCCAAAACAUCGCAAUCACGAGCUUCCGUGAAAGCAUUGCUCGAAAAAGCGACGACGGAGGAACAGAUCUUCGAUAUAUUGCAGGAUGCCUUCCUCCCUGCCUUGUGCGCGCUUUUCCAGCUCGAUUCCACCUUGGCCGAAGACCCGCACCUGCUUGACGAACGACUCGAUCGCUUUGGCCUCGACUCGCUGCUCGCCGUCGAGAUCCGCAUGUGGUGGCUCAAAACCCUCCAUGUCAAUAUCCCGGUUAUGAAGAUCCUCUCCGGAGUCACGGUGCGUGACGUGAUUGGGUUCGGUGCCGCCGACCUCUCACCAGAGCUGGUGCCGAAUUUGAUAAUUCAAGACGACACUCCAGCAGAGAGCCAGGAGCUCCAGAAUGGUCACGAUGCCAGUGCCAAUGGGUCCAAGUACGUCAGCCCCCAACCACAACUCCCCCCUGUGGUGCAAUCAAUGGAAAUGUCAUUCAAUCAAAAGAUGUAUUGGUUCGGUCUGACGUCAACCCAGGACAAGUCCUCACUGAAUCACACCGCGUGUUACCGAAUCACGGGCAAGCUCCGGGUAGAUGACCUGGAGCGUGCGAUUCUGCAUCUGGGACAGGUACAUGAUGCCCUGCGAGUCUGUUUUCGAACGUCCGAAGGGCACACGAGGAUGGGCAUUGUACAGUCGUGCACUUUGCGGGUGCAACGUGAGCGCAUUACCAGUCAAGCACAAGUCGACGACUUCGUCGAAAAAGUGCAAACGACUGCCUAUGCUCUUGAUUACGCGGAGACCAUGCGCAUCUUUCUGCUCUCUCUCUCUGAAAACGAGCAUUAUCUAGUCUCCGGCUCGCACUCGCUAGUGAUAGAUGGUCUCUCGUCCGUCGUCUUUCUCCGAGAGUUAGUCCAACUGUACCAAAAUUUCUCGUCUUUGGACGAAACGGAACUGUAUCAACACUCGGAAUGGGUGCAAUCCCAGCAUGAAGCGUAUAAGAGCGGUGCCUUUGACGCGAGCCUCACUUUCUGGAAAGAUUGCUGGGCUUCGCCGCCGCCGCCAUUACCUACACUUCGGAUCUCGCAGCGGGUCAACAGGUCUUGGCUAGGCGAGUAUGACAAUGUCAGAGCGGAAGCGGUUAUCAGCAAAGCGGUCAAAAGCCGUAUUUGGUCCGUCUGCCGGCGAAAUAACGCUCGGCCGUUCCAUUUCUUCCUGGCGGUGUUCCGUACGCUGCUCGCUCGACUUGCAGAUGUUCCGGAGGUCGCUAUUGGAAUCAGUGACUCCAAUCGACCGCAGCAAGACUCAGUUCGCGUGCUGGGAGCGUUUGCCAACAUUGUGCUGGUCCGGUGUUGCAAUGAUCCAUCACAGCGUUUCAACAACGUCCUUCGUGAUUGCGUAGAGAAGACGACUGCUGCGUUGCAGCAUUCUGAUGUCCCGUUCAAUUUGCUUCUUUCUGAACUCGGAGAGACACGAUCGACAAAUCAUGCCCCCUUGGCGCAAGCAUUCUUUGACUACCGCCAGGGCAUGCGGAAGAAACAGAAUCUCGACGAUUGCGAACUGGAGUUGUUGUCUUUCCAGGCAUCCAAGAUACCAUACGACAUCACCUUGGAUAUCAUCGACGAUUCGAUCGAAGGCAACUGUGCUCUCCAUCUCAUCGUUCGCAAUGAUCUAUACACGGAGCAGCAAGCGGACACAAUGGUUAAAUGGAUCGUGAAGCUGGCUUCAUCAUUUGCGCGAAUUCCGAAUUUGACACUGGAUGCAGCAGCCAUGUUUGAUGCCCAGGAGAUGGAAAGAGUUCAUGAGCUCAGCAUUGGUCCUUACCCGAGCUCCACUGCAGAGACCGUCCUUGACCUGAUCAUGACCUGGGCGGAGACGAACCCCAGUGCAGGCGCACUCAAGACAGCGGGUGAAGGUAGUCGUGUCAUGAGUUAUGCAAGCAUGAUGCAGAGUGCAAACACACUCGCGAAAGCUCUCGUUGCAGAUGGAUGUGUCAAAGGCUCCAUUGUUGCGACGUAUUGCGAACGCACUCCCGAAUGGAUGUGCUGCGUUCUGGGCAUAUUGCGAGCCGGCGCCAUUUGUCUCCCGCUCGAUAUCAGUCUGCCAGUUGCCCGUCUAGAAGGAAUCGUGAAGCAUAGUGAGCCCCGACUCAUCAUUUCUCAAGAGCAUAGCGAGCUCGAGCAAUCGCUUCUUGAAACAGGCAUCUCUUCGAUGGCUCGCAUAGCGACUAUCUCGCAGCUCAUCCAUCAUGACAGGUGUGGAAAAUCAAUGAACGGGCCAUGUGUCGAGAUACCUUCCAUCCAGGGAGGCGAUGCGGCCGUGGUGUUCUACACAAGCGGUUCCACGGGCGCGCCCAAGGGCAUCAUCCUUCACCACGGAGGUCUCAAGAACUGGACUGAAGCCGCCCUGCUGCUAUUUGGCACCGAGAAAGGAGGGAAGUUCCUCCAACAAACUUCCUGCAGCUUUGAUAUGUGUUUCGUGCAGGCAUUCCUCGCGCUCUGUUCGGGCGGGCUCCUCUGUUUGGUACCUACGAGGCAUCGUGCAGACGCCACUUUCAUCACCAAGAUGAUUGCGGAAGAGAACAUCUCAUUCACCGGAGCGACGCCAUCUGAAUAUGCCAAUUGGCAUCGUUAUGGAGACCGCACGGCGCUCGCGCAGAACCUCCCGCACUGGCGAACAGCCUUAGCCGGAGGUGAGCCCACCACAUAUGGUACACUAGAGCUCUUUGCCUCCCUCGCGAAACUCAGUGCGUCCGGCGCACGACCACGCUUCUUCAAUGUCUACGGACCCACCGAGACCACAGCUGGUGCAGUGGGAACAGAGCUGGACUACUCGGGUGACAUCAAGUCCGUGAGGAUCACGGUAGGAAAACCUUUAUCGGGAUACCUUGCCUACAUACUGGAUGCCAAUUUGCAGCCAGUACCUGUCGGCGUCCAAGGUGAGAUUGUGAUAGGCGGUGCAGGAGUCGCCCAUGGCUACGUGAAGGACCCUGAGCUUUCUUCGCAGAGAUUCCUGCCCAAUCCACUGGCGCCGGAAAGCUAUCGUGCCCGAGGCUGGAACACUAUGCACCGCACGGGAGAUGUGGGAAGAUGGCUCGAAGAUGGCACCAUGGUGAUCGAGGGACGCAAAGCCGGUGAUACUCAGAUCAAACUUCGAGGACUCCGAAUUGACCUUGCUGAAGUGGAACACAGCAUGCUUCAGGAGAGUGACGGUGCGCUGGCUCAGGUCGUCGUGACACCUCGCCAGAUGGAACACCCUUCGUCUCCGCAAGAAGACAAUAGGGUGCUUGUUGCGUUUGCGAAGUUCAUGACCGAUGCAUAUCCAACACAGGAUGAACAGCAAGCGUUCCUGAACGAGCUCAUUGCUCGGUUGCAACUACCACAAUACAUGCGUCCUGCCGCAGCAUUCCCGGUCUCCGAGCUCCCAAUGCUGAUUUCCGGCAAGUUGGAUCGUAAGGCAGUGGCUGAGUUACCGCUCAAUCGAGGGAGCCAACCAGUCCCUCAACAGCCAUCAGCGAGAAUUGACGAUUGCCUCCUUACGGGAACGGAAUCCAAACUCAAGGAUAUCUGGAUCGCCUGUCUCUCCACCGAGGUCUCCAAGCAGUAUACGAUUGGACCAAGCACGGAUUUCUUCCAUAUCGGCGGAAAUUCCACUCUUCUGCUCAGAGUGCAAUAUGAGAUCCGAAAGGCGUGGAGUGUGGAAUUGUCGUUGAUGGACAUGUUCGAAUACACCACUCUCGGCGCGAUGGCUCGAAGAAUUGACCCCAAUAGUGUCUCGCAGUCUGACGAGACGCAAGGCAUUGACUGGAAUGCAGAAACAGAUAUUCCUGGUAGCUUCCUGACAGAGCUGCAUUUAGCCCAAUCUGUGAGGACCUCGCCACCACGAGUGAUUGCGAUGACAGGUGCCACCGGUUUCAUGGGCCAGGCAUUUUUGCAGGCGAUGAUAUCCGAGCCCACAUGCCAGCGUGUCCAUUGCAUUGCAGUUCGGACGGGAAGCGCACGCACCAAGCAAGUGUUAUCGCAAAAGAACUCCCUCCUUCGACAUCCCAAAGUCGAAGUUCACGCCGGCGAUCUUUCGGAGCCCAAUCUCGGCUUGGAUGAGGCGACAGUCACUCGCAUCUUUGGCAGCGCGGAUUGCAUCAUCCAUAACGGUGCCGAUACCUCGCACAUGAAGAGCUACCAAUCGAUCCAGAAGGCAAACCACGGAUCUACCCAGGAGAUUAUCAAGAUGUGCCUCGGUAAGCAGGUCCGCCGUAUGGUACCCAUCCAUUUCGUAUCCUCAGGAGAAAUCUGGUCAUCCUCGACGCUAGAAAUGGCAGAUGAAACGUCGGCAGCGGCAUAUCCACCGUUGCCUACGCUUACGACGGGAUACGGCGCCUCCAAAUGGGCCAGUGAGGUUUUUCUCGAACAAGUCUUCGAGGAAAGCGGUGCUCGCUGGCCCAUCUGCAUCCAUCGACCAGCCAGUGUCCAACCAGAUGGUAUGGAAACGGGAGCAGCAGUCCACGCCGACUCCACGAGCGUGGCAGACAUGGAUCUGACACAGACAUUGCUUCACUAUUGUCGACUCACCCGUUCUGUUCCCUUGUCCUCGCGAUUUCGAGGAUGCUUGAAUCUGGUGCCACUCCAAUCUGUGGUGCAGGACAUGGUGCAGGCUGUGCGGUCAGGACCGUCUGAAGAUGGGAAAAUCGCAUACUUGCACGAGAUUGGCGACACGGAUAUCCCCUUGGAUCAACUGCGCUCUGUCGUGCCGGGCGCAGUUGAAGUAGAUACCGAUGAGUGGGCACGACGUGCAGCAGCAGCAGGCGCAAAUCCUGUGCUCGUGACAAUGUUCCAGAAGAUGGCCGCUUAG
Sphaerulina musiva SO2202 is the source of this 12069-nucleotide messenger RNA. RefSeq lists its product as uncharacterized. Gene Ontology annotation, molecular function: phosphopantetheine binding; 3-oxoacyl-[acyl-carrier-protein] synthase activity; fatty acid synthase activity. Bases 1 to 12069 code for a protein of 4022 amino acids. Lineage: Eukaryota; Fungi; Ascomycota; Dothideomycetes; Mycosphaerellales; Mycosphaerellaceae. The record is from RefSeq and is a predicted model, not a curated record. The transcript is spliced from 9 exons. Gene Ontology annotation, biological process: fatty acid biosynthetic process; secondary metabolite biosynthetic process.